AUGGUCGAUACAAAGAAUACAGUUAAGCUUCAAAAUGGGAAGAACAUGCCAAUAUUUGGACUGGGUACAUCUCAGGUUUCAAAACAUGAGGCACGGUCGGCCGUCCGUGCAGCUUUAGAUGCUGGAUACCAACAAAUAGAUACGGCAUACAACUACUUGAAUGAAGAUGCCAUCGGGGAAGUUCUACAAGAAUACAUAAAAGGUGGAAAAGUAAAGCGAGAAGAUUUGUUUAUCGUUACUAAGCUCCCAAUGAUUCACAUGGAUCCAAAGUUGGUAAAGAGAUCUAUUGAGAUGAGUCUGAAGAACCUACAGUUACAAUAUGUAGAUCUGUACCUAGUCCAUCUUCCCAUACCACUAGCCUACGAUGGAAAUGAUGAAAAUGUUUUUCCAACUGAAGCGAGUGGAGCACUAAAAGUGGCAGAUAAGACCGACCUAAUAGGAACGUGGAAGGCAGUAGAAGAACUUGUGGACUUGGGUCUGACCAAAUCUAUUGGAGUUUCCAACUUCAGUAUCUCACAAUUAGAAAGGAUCUGUGAAAUAGCCAAAUACAAACCCGUCGUCAACCAAGUGGAAUGUAACAUUUAUCUACAGCAGAAGGAAAUGUUUGAUGCCUGUAAGACGCUAGGUAUAACUAUUACAGCGUACGCUCCACUUGGCUCUCCAGGAAGGAAUGAUUUGAUGAAAGAACAGGGGGAAUCUGAAGGUCUUGAAGAUCCUGUUAUACAAAGAAUAUCCCACAAAUACGGGAAAACCCCCGCGCAGAUUUUGCUACGGUUUCUGAUACAGAAAGGUACUACAGUGAUUCCAAAAAGUGUAAAUCCCGAGAGAAUCCGUGCAAGGUGA
Messenger RNA from Ostrea edulis (European flat oyster), 843 nucleotides. Its product is annotated as aldose reductase-related protein 2-like. Gene Ontology annotation, molecular function: aldose reductase (NADPH) activity. The coding region runs from base 1 to 843 and encodes 280 amino acids. Lineage: Eukaryota; Metazoa; Mollusca; Bivalvia; Ostreida; Ostreidae. The record is from RefSeq and is a predicted model, not a curated record. The transcript has 8 exons. Gene Ontology annotation, cellular component: cytosol.